This is a messenger RNA of Talpa occidentalis (Iberian mole), 1704 nucleotides long. It is a transcript of the gene APH1A, whose product is annotated as aph-1 homolog A, gamma-secretase subunit. Gene Ontology annotation, biological process: protein processing; Notch signaling pathway; positive regulation of catalytic activity. The transcript is spliced from 7 exons. Gene Ontology annotation, molecular function: protein-macromolecule adaptor activity. The coding region runs from base 202 to 999 and encodes 265 amino acids. Lineage: Eukaryota; Metazoa; Chordata; Mammalia; Eulipotyphla; Talpidae. Gene Ontology annotation, cellular component: endoplasmic reticulum; membrane; gamma-secretase complex. The record is from RefSeq and is a predicted model, not a curated record.
CCUCCUCGGCUUCCGUAGAGGAAGUCGCGCGAACCUGUAUCUGGGAUUUCUGUGCCCCCCUUCCCCUUCCCCUUCGCGGGGUCCGGGGGUGACAUUGCACCGCGCCCCUCGCGGGGUCGCGUCGCCGCCCACGCGGACCCCUGGCCGGGCCCCCGUCCGAGUCUCCGGGCCGGGCCUGCGCCCCGCCCCCAGCCGCCCGCCAUGGGGGCCGCGGUGUUUUUCGGCUGCACUUUCGUCGCCUUCGGCCCGGCCUUCGCGCUGUUCCUGAUCACGGUGGCCGGGGACCCGCUUCGCGUCAUCAUCCUGGUCGCGGGGGCAUUUUUCUGGCUGGUCUCCCUGCUCUUGGCCUCUGUGGUCUGGUUCAUCUUGGUCCAUGUGACCGACCGAUCGGAUGCCCGUCUCCAGUAUGGCCUCCUCAUUUUUGGUGCUGCGGUCUCUGUCCUUCUGCAGGAGGUGUUCCGCUUUGCCUACUACAAGCUGCUUAAGAAGGCAGAUGAGGGGUUAGCAUCGCUGAGUGAGGACGGAAGAUCACCCAUCUCCAUCCGCCAGAUGGCCUAUGUUUCUGGUCUUUCCUUCGGUAUCAUCAGUGGUGUCUUCUCUGUUAUCAAUAUUUUGGCUGAUGCACUUGGGCCAGGUGUGGUUGGGAUCCAUGGAGACUCACCCUAUUACUUCCUGACUUCAGCCUUUCUGACAGCAGCCAUUAUCCUGCUCCACACCUUUUGGGGAGUUGUGUUCUUUGAUGCCUGUGAGAGGAGACGGUACUGGGCUCUGGGCCUGGUGGUUGGGAGUCACCUAUUGACGUCAGGCCUGACAUUCCUGAACCCCUGGUACGAGGCCAGCCUGCUGCCCAUCUAUGCAGUGACUGUCUCCAUGGGCCUCUGGGCCUUCUUCACAGCCGGAGGGUCCCUGCGAAGUAUCCAGCGCAGCCUCUCGUGCCGACGGCAGGAGGACAGUCGGGUGAUGGUGUAUUCUGCCCUGCGCAUCCCACCCGAGGACUGAGGGCACCUGGGGGGGACCCCUGGGCCUGGGGGACCCUCCUGACCUCCUCGCUCUGUAUUUCUCCAUCUCCAGUUCUGGACAGUGCAGGUUGCCAAAAAAAGGGACUAGCCUAGCCUUGCCGUGGAGAUGACGUGGCCAGGCUCAGGUAGUUGCGCUGAGCCCCAGGAGCCUUCCCAGACUGGACAGCUUGAUCUUUUUCUCAGGUCUGAGCGGAGCUGUUUCUGGUGUGAUAAAAGACCCCAAAUUGCCUUUUUUUUUUUUUUUCCCAAGCGGGCUGCAGGAGGUGGAACUCCCUCCUGCCCUCCUUGGACAAUACUUUCCCUCCGCCAGUCACCCAUGGCUGGGCUGGUACCUGUCCGCCUGCCCCGUGGCCCGGGCCUCGGCGGCGAGGAAGGCCGUGCAUGUGUGGGAACUGGCAUUACUGGAACUAAUGUGUUAACCUCCUUGGCCACCAGCACCUCUCCUCUCCCCAAGGUGAAGUGGAGGGUGCUGUGGUGGAGCUGGCCCCCCAGAGCUCGGUGCCCGGGCGGGAGGAGAGAGAACACCGUGCCGUCGCAGGGAAGGGGGCAGACUUUUUCUAGUUUUUAAUUGGGGUGUGCGGGGGGUGGGGAGGUUUUCUAUAAACUGUAUCAUUUUCUGCUGAGGAUGGUGUGUCCCAUCCUUUUAAUCAAGGUGGUUGUGAUUUUGACUAAUAAAAAGGACUUU